UAUAUCUAUAUGUAUAAAGCCACAGCGACUUCCUCUAUAUAUGUGUGUAGAUAAUCUUCACAAAGCGUUUAUUAACAUGGUGAAACAUUGUGCUUUCAAGAGUCCAGUUGAUCACUCGAACAUAUGCCAUUUAUAUGUAUGUACUUCAAAUUUACGAUGGGUUUAUAUAUGUAUGUACAUAUUUAUGAUAUGCGCGUAUAUAAUGAAAUAAGUAUGUAGCAGCGUCUUUGAAACAAUCGACAUCUGAAGCAUUUCUAAUCAAACCCUACGGUCAUAAAAACCUACACUUACAAAUUAACUUAUGACUCGAAGAUAACAAUUUCCAGCUCUAACUUAGCAAUCUUAAAAGGCUAUUCCUCCGUUCGGAGCUGAAAAUUUUGUUAAUUGUGUUGCGGCCGCUUAGCUGAUCGCGUAAUGUACCGCAACAAAAUGAACGUGAGUGUUGCAGUCCUUUUGGCCACUUCAUUGGCCUUCAUUGUAUCCUGUGAAGCGGCAACACACGGCAUUCCACCACUCUUUGGAGAGAAUCCUUCCGCACGCAUCGUAGAUGGGAAAAUUGUUGCCUCCGGUGCAGCGCGUGCAGUCCUGGACUAUCGGCUGCCGAACACAACUGAACCUGUGCACUACGACGUCGAAGUGACAACGAAUGUGCACAAUGGCACAACGGCAUUCAAUGGUACAGUUAAAAUUCAAAUAAACGUUAACGAAGAUACAAGAACAAUAGUUUUGCAUGCGCGUCAGCUAAGUAAUUUCACGGCAACUAUUUCAAACGCUUCGGUAACGGGAGGACAAAUUCAAGCGUUAAAUAUCUCAUAUGAAGAGGAACGAGAAUUUCUCAGCUUAACGCCAACGAACCAAUCGUUAACGUUCAAUAAAGGCAGCAGCUGGGUUUUGACCAUCGCCUAUCAAGGUGAAUUGCGUACUGAUAACGGUGGAUUUUACUUAUCCACCUACGAUGAUGACAACGGCACGGAACGGUAUAUAGCAACGACGCAAUUCGAGUCGACCGAUGCGCGCCAUGCCUUCCCUUGCUACGACGAGCCAGCCAAGCGUGCAACAUUCUCCAUCGUUAUUAAUCAUGAUCCCUCAUAUAAUGCCAUAUCGAAUAUGCCUUUGGACGAGGAGGCGAGCAGACCCGGCUACUCUGUCUUCCAGAAGACGGUUAAUAUGCCCACUUACUUGGUAGCGUUUAUUGUGUCCGAUUUUGAAUAUUCAGAAGGCGUACUGUAUUCACGCCCACAACGUGUUUACACACGACCAGGCACUGUAAGCGGUCAGGAAUUCGGUUUGGUUUCCGGUUUGUUGCUGCUGCAGCGACUUAUCGAAUACUAUGAUGUGGAUUUCGCACUACCAAAAAUGUAUCAAGUAGGCGUGCCAGAUUUUGCAGCUGGUGCCAUGGAAAACUGGGGUUUAGUUACAUAUCGCGAAGAAUAUAUAAUAUAUAAUAAGAACACAUCCACAACUAGUACACAAACAAAUAUUGCCACAAUCAUCGCACACGAAUACUGUCAUCAGUGGUUUGGUAAUUUGGUAGCCAUUAAAUGGUGGACGUACCUUUGGCUUAAGGAAGGUUUUGCCACCUUGUUCUCCUGGCAGGCAACCGAUGCGGCCUAUCCUGAAUGGGAUAUCUAUCAGAUGUUCCUCACCGACGACUAUCAACGCGCACUUACCGCCGAUGGUACAGGUCUAAUGAAUCCAAUGAGUCAUUAUGUGCAAACGCCAUCUGAGAUCUCCAGCCGCUAUNAACG
This is a messenger RNA of Rhagoletis zephyria (snowberry fruit fly), 1748 nucleotides long. Its product is annotated as aminopeptidase M1-like. Gene Ontology annotation, cellular component: membrane; cytoplasm. NCBI's taxonomy places the organism in Eukaryota, Metazoa, Arthropoda, Insecta, Diptera, Tephritidae. The record is from RefSeq and is a predicted model, not a curated record. Gene Ontology annotation, molecular function: metalloaminopeptidase activity; peptide binding; zinc ion binding. Gene Ontology annotation, biological process: peptide catabolic process; proteolysis.